Messenger RNA from Naegleria lovaniensis, 1593 nucleotides. RefSeq lists its product as uncharacterized. Lineage: Eukaryota; Heterolobosea; Eutetramitea; Acrasida; Naegleriidae. Gene Ontology annotation, cellular component: endoplasmic reticulum membrane. The record is from RefSeq and is a predicted model, not a curated record. The transcript is spliced from 3 exons. Bases 1 to 1593 code for a protein of 530 amino acids.
AUGAAAAACAAGGGUACCAAGAAGGUCAACUCUUCUUCAACACCUCCCAUUGAUAAGACAUCAACUCCUACAUCCUCUACUGAAGCAACCAACCAUACUCCGAUAUUAACAGUUCAUACCAAAGAUGAGAAUGACCUACCCAGUCAAUCCUCCAAAACAACAACAUCAACCAAAACCACUCAUCACGCCCAACCUGAACUUCCUUCCAUACUGAACCCUACUGGAAAAACACAUUGCGAGGAAACGGAAGAAGUAUCGUCACUUUCUUCUGAAGGUUCGGAACCUUCAGAUAAACCAGAACUACGUGUUGGACAAUUUCCGCAUCCUCCGCAGCCACGUCAAUCCAUAUUCCACGCUAAGAGCAGUGAGGGGUUUUUAAAUUUAUUUGGCUUACUGCUGGUCACUUGGUCAGGAAAUAUCAUGUACAAUAAUUGGAGGAGUGAGGGUUAUCUCAUUGAUUUUACACUUCUUACUCACUUGUUGCAAGGUAUUGAAUAUUUAAUGCUGUUAUGGGGUGCCAUCGUUGCGUUUAACUUUGUGUAUUCGGUGACGAGUGAAUUUCUUCUCAUCAAGUACGCUCAAAAGAAGAGGCUUUCCCCACUCAUGGAGUUUGUGAAUUGUACAAUUUAUGUAUUGGCUCAAGCCAUUUUGUUUGGAGUUCCAUCCUAUCUAGCAUUCACUUCUCAUCGUCUAAGUGCCAUGUGUAGAACUGCACUCGCAUGUCAAAUUGUUGUGAAUAGUUUCAAGAUGCAUAGUUAUUUCAUUACCAAUCGAUACUUUAGAGAAGAAAUGUUUUAUUCUGGAAAGUAUCAGGAGAAUAGAUUCAAACCCAUUCUUAACAUUCGUUACGAGAAAAUUAGACUCGAUCCAAAGUUAUCAACCUGGAGACAAUUGUAUUUAUUGGCCUGUGAUUAUGUGGAUUAUAUCAGAAUUCCAAGUUUAGUAUACGAAAUCAACUUUCCUAGAACGCCCCAUAUUUCAUACGUCUUUGUGAUUAGAGAAUAUGGAGGUGGUUUGGUGAUUUGUCUCUUUAUGUAUUUCAUCAUGCAAAAAUAUAUGGCUCCAUUGUUGGGAGAAAUAGAAUCCUAUGACUGGUACGAUCUUAUCAUUAAUUUGGCAAUUCCCUCGAUGGCUAUUUGGAUGUUACUCUUUUAUUGUGUCUUUCAUUGCUUCUUGAAUGCCACUGCUGAACUCGUAAGAUAUGCAGAUCGUGAAUUUUAUCUUGAGUGGUGGAACGCAACAAGUGUUUCUCAAUAUUGGAGAUUAUGGAAUAGACCAGUAUUGAAGUUCAUGUCACGUCAUAUUUAUGUCGAAUCUAUGAGAAGAGUGAAAGGAUUUAACAAAGUUUGGGCAGCACUUUCCACAUUCUUUGUUACUGCAGUUCUUCAUGAAUAUGUGUUAAUCAUGACGUUUAGAGUUUUUAGACCUUACUUUUUCACAAUGGUUAUUGCUCAAGUACCACUCUUCUACUUUACUGAGAAGCUUAAGGGAACACGUUUCGGAAACGUAUUGUUGUGGUUUGGAUACUUGUUGUGCUUCCCUAUUAUGGAAUUGUUAUACUUUAGAUCUGCAUUGAGAGAAAAUAGCAUGUAA